AGGCACAAAGCAUACACUCACAAGCACGUUCACGCUGACUGCAGUCUGACUCCCUCAAGCUUCCAGCAGCAGCUCUACAUAUCUCGUCCCUUCUCCCGCUUGUCCUCUACCAUCUCUAUUUCCCUUCCUUACUCCCCUCCUCUCUUGUUGUGUAGCUCUUCAACCCUCCGUCCUCCACAGCUCUGACUCAUUCAGCUUUCCUUCUUUCGUCCGAGCCAAGCUGAAUCAGACGACCUGGAAACAUGUCCUCCAACGUGCCCUCUGGUGCCACAGCUGGGGGCACCGGGGCCAAAAGCCAGCCCCUCUCACCCUACAAGAAGAGGGGAAGCCUGCAGUACACGGCCGGCACAGUUGAUCUCCGUGGUCCUCGCCGCCUCCUCACUUCCCAGCAUUCUUUGCCUGGGAUCCCAGUGGCCUUGAAACAGUCCAUUGACCUGCGCACUUCCAUGGAUGGGAAAUACAAAGAGAUUGCCGAGGAGUUAUUCUCCCGCAGUCUGGCGGAGAGUGAGAUGCGGAGUGCACCUUACGAGUUUCCCGAAGACAGCCCCAUUGAACAGCUGGAGGAGAAGCGUCACCGCCUUGAGCGACAGAUCAGCCAGGAUGUCAAGUUUGAGCCUGACAUCCUUCUGCGAGCCAAGCAGGAGUUCAUGAAGACUGACAGUGCCACAGAUCUUGAGUUCAUGAAGGAGCAGAGCCAGUCUCCUGAGCAGCAGGAGAGAGAGCUGACGGGAGAGAGGGAGUACCAGCGAGUCACUAUUUCUGGAGAGGAAAAAUGUGGGGUUCCCUUCACAGAUCUAUUGGAUGCUGCCAAAUGUGUGGUGAAGGCUCUGUUCAUCAGGCAAAAGUACAUGGGUCUGUCACUGCAGACCUUUUGCAGGACCACGGCUCGUUACCUGCAGGAGCUGAGCGAGAGACCUUUGGACUUGGAUAUUUAUGAGGAAGAAAUCACAGAGACAACAGUCACUGCGGAUAACACAGUGCACCCACCUGCUUCGAAAACGCAUCCCUACGAGAGCCAGGACGCUGCCAGCAUGCACGCUGAUGUGGGCUACGGCUGCAAGAUGGUGGACGGUGUCAUGCAUGUGUACACGUCGAAGAACGUCAUGGAAAAGAGCACGGAGCUGGACCUGCCGUACCCAGACCUGCGGGAGUACAUCGCUGAUAUGAACGUCAUGAUGGCCCUCAUUAUUAACGGACCAGUAAAGUCAUUCUGUUAUCGUCGUCUGCAGUAUCUCAGCUCCAAAUUCCAGAUGCACAUCUUGCUGAACGAGAUGAAAGAGCUGGCAGCACAGAAGAAGGUGCCACACCGAGACUUUUAUAACAUCCGUAAGGUUGACACUCACAUUCACGCGUCAUCUUGUAUGAACCAGAAACACCUCCUACGUUUUAUCAAAAGGGCCAUGAAGAAGUAUCCUAGAGAAAUCGUGCACGUGGAGAAGGGCAAGGGUCAGACGCUCAUGGAGGUGUUUGAGAGCAUGAACCUGACAGCUUUCGACCUGAGUGUUGACACUCUGGACAUGCAUGCAGACCGAAACACUUUCCAUCGAUUUGACAAGUUCAAUGCCAAAUACAACCCCAUUGGUGAAUCCAUCCUGAGAGAGAUAUUCAUUAAAACAGACAACCACAUCGAAGGGAAAUACUUUGGUCACAUUAUUAAGGAAGUCAUGGCUGACCUCGAGGAAAGCAAGUACCAGAACGUAGAGCUCAGGCUGUCGAUCUACGGACGCUCCAGAGAUGAGUGGGAUAAGCUGGCCAAGUGGGCCGUCAAGCAUCAGGUCUACUCCGACAAUGUGCGCUGGCUUAUGCAAAUGCCACGACUCUUUGACGUCUACCACACAAAGAAACAACUGUCCAACUUCCAGGAAAUGCUGGAGAACAUCUUCAUGCCUCUGUUUGAGGUUACAGUUGCUCCCUGCAGCCAUCCAGAGCUGCACCUCUUCCUCCAACACGUUGUUGGUUUUGACAGCGUGGAUGACGAAUCAAAACCAGAGCAGCAUAUCUUCAACCUGGACAGUCCACUGCCAGUCAACUGGACUGAGGAAGACAACCCGCCCUAUUCCUACUACCUCUACUAUAUGUAUGCAAACAUGACUGUGCUGAAUCACCUGCGCAGACAGCGAGGCUUUCACACACUCGUCCUACGACCUCACUGUGGGGAAGCCGGGCCGAUCCAUCACCUGGUGUCUGGCUUCAUGCUCUCCGAGAACAUCUCCCAUGGGCUGCUGCUCAGGAAGGCUCCUGUGCUGCAGUAUCUGUACUACUUGGCUCAGAUCGGCAUCGCCAUGUCGCCUCUUAGCAAUAACAGCCUGUUCCUCAGCUACCAUCGUAAUCCCCUUCCAGAGUACCUGUCCAGAGGGCUCAUGGUCUCUCUGUCGACAGAUGACCCUCUGCAGUUUCACUUCACCAAGGAGCCCUUGAUGGAGGAGUACAGCAUCGCUGCUCAGGUGUGGAAGCUGAGUUCCUGUGACAUGUGUGAGCUGUCUAGAAACAGUGUGCUUAUGAGUGGAUUCUCUCAGCAGGUGAAGAGUUAUUGGCUUGGCCCCAGCUACAAUAAGGAAGGAGAGGAAGGCAAUGAUAUCAGGCGCACCAACGUUCCUGACAUCCGUGUGCAGUACCGCUACGAGACCAUGUGUGAGGAGCUGAAUUUAAUCACACAAGCCAUUCGCACAGAUGAGCUGGAGACGAUCGAGGAGGAUGGGACGCUGUGUAUUGGAACAGUGCAGGCGGAGAAGUGAAUAUGCAGCACAACUCAAAUAAAAUUCUUACUACGGUCCCUGUUUCAUGUUCAUAUUUGUAUACAACCAUAUUAUAUCUGUUUGUUAUAAGGUUCCUUUUGAGAGCUGCUGCUGAGAAGACAAUUUAUGAACCCAGGGGUUACUGUGUUGUUUUUUCCACUAGUCAUCCUUUGAUUAAUUACUCUUCAUAUCACAAAAUGUCUCUUGGACCUACAGUAUGUUUUUUUUAAACUUUAGGGUUUGUGGCCAUGUUAUGUUCUGCAUGUCUUCUGUACGCCUGUAACUCCUGUACCAAGCCUUGGAUAAUAGCUGCCUUGAAAAGCAAACCAAUAAAACAUCCACUGGAAAGACAAUCUGGAACAAAAUUUGCAAAUAAGAGGAUUUCUGACUUUACAGUAGGGCUGUAGUUAACCAUCUUCUAAACAACGUCUGUGGUUGUUUUCAGAACUGCCUGAUUGUACUGAUACAAGCAAUUGCAUCUUCAGUAGUAUGCGAAAAAUACUAGAAUUGUGUGCUAUUUCUGGCUGAAAUGUCCAGUCGGCAAUUCCCCAGUUUAUUUGUAUAUUGUAUUACAUGAUACAGUUUGCCACUAGAGCCAAAUCUGGUCAGAGCGGUCAAAUGACCAGCUUCCAGUUGUCUUGCAGCGUAGUUGCUUUUCCAGUGGCAUGCAACAUAUUACCAUCAACCACCAGAAAAGUAUGCAGUACAUACUGCAUACUGCGUUGUAUGAGCAAUAUGCGGUGUGCAUUUUGGAAAACAUGUACAGGCAGUGUUUUAAAUGACCUUCCAGUGCUACCGUAGAUACACAGUGGUUCAAUAUGCCAAAGGGAGCAUUGUUGUUGAAUAUUAACUGUUUUUGCCAAGGUGAUGAAUACUCAUGCAUUUCUGAAGAAGGAAAAGUUACAUGGUUCGAAAAACUAUAAAUAGCAUUUCUAUAGGCCAGUAUUUUACAGAGGAAUUUUCUUUAAAGCAACCCUCCAGAGGCUCAAUUUUCCAAAAGAAAUAACAAAAUGAUUAGAAUAGUAUGACCAAACAAAAAUGAUUUAAUAGGGUUUUGGUGCUGCAGGGAGAAGUGAAUGAAUAAGGACCUCAGUAUCGUUAAAAUGCUAACCACAGCUCUGAAUUCCUACCAGAUUAGAGUUUUAAAAGAGGAGUUGAACAGGUGAUGUAAACACUUCUAAGAGGUCUCACAAUCAAAACAGAAGCACUCUUUUUGUCCUGUGCUGGUUAACAUUUUUCAUACAGAACCUCAUGUUGUAUAAUCCAAAGAAUAAUCUCCACCUUCAGUUGUCCAGCGGUUUCUUUUGUUGCAGUCUGUACAGUGAUUCAGUCAGGUUGCAUGGGAGCACGUCAAUAUUCUUGUAUUAUGUGAUGAUAAACAUUUUUAGUAUGGCUUUGUUUUUGUUUUUUUACCAUGUAUUUUACAAACACAUAAAACACAUUUGUUAUUAGCACAGUGCAUGAAGCAUGCUGAUCAGUUAUUUCCGUUUUCACCUCUCAUGGACAAUUAAACCAUUGCCAAAUCCACAAACACGCUGUGUUUUUAGAUAAGUGAGUCAGCUAACCUUUUUGACCUUUUCAAACUCCUGGCUAGUGUUUGAAUUCUGUUGUCAUCAGCAAUACUGAUCCCUAUGUCCUCUCUGCAGUAUUGUAUUUGCUGUUUGUAAAACAUUAUUUAUUUGUGUCUAUUAAAAAUAAAUAUUACUCUUAUC
Messenger RNA from Cololabis saira (Pacific saury), 4447 nucleotides. It is a transcript of the gene ampd2b, whose product is annotated as adenosine monophosphate deaminase 2b. Bases 243 to 2735 code for a protein of 830 amino acids. The transcript has 18 exons. Gene Ontology annotation, molecular function: AMP deaminase activity. Gene Ontology annotation, biological process: AMP metabolic process; IMP salvage. The record is from RefSeq and is a predicted model, not a curated record. Gene Ontology annotation, cellular component: cytosol. Lineage: Eukaryota; Metazoa; Chordata; Actinopteri; Beloniformes; Belonidae.